This is a messenger RNA of Balaenoptera acutorostrata (minke whale), 1010 nucleotides long. It is a transcript of the gene C15H20orf141, whose product is annotated as chromosome 15 C20orf141 homolog. The record is from RefSeq and is a predicted model, not a curated record. The transcript has 2 exons. The annotation marks the transcript as partial. Lineage: Eukaryota; Metazoa; Chordata; Mammalia; Artiodactyla; Balaenopteridae.
UCUCCCUCCGUGACCCGCCUCUGCUUACCCAGGCCCGAAGCCCUUGCUUAUCCUAUCCCAGUCCCUUCCAGGGGCGUGGGUGCUGGGGAGGGAUCGGGUAGCCCAGUGGGUCCAUGUGUGUCCUCCUGGGGCCCUAGCCAGGCCCAGGUCCUGGACAGUGUCCUAGGGCUGGGGGCACUGGGGCUGACAAUUCGGGCAGUCUUUUCCACAGCUGGCCCAGCCUCGCUGCUGCUGCUACUGGUCAGCUUCCUGGCCUUCGACCUGCUCCACCGGCCUGCAGGUCCCACCUGGCCACAGCACACACAUCUCACAGGGGGCCAGAGUCAGGGGGCCGGCGAGGGUCCAGGGCAGCUGGAGGCUCCACUCCUGCCCACGGUGGCAGUCACAGGACGACUCAGCCUCCAGGAGGCUCUGCUGCUGCUCCUGGGCCUGGGGCUACUCCUGGGAGCCCGCGGCAUGCCCUUGGCCCUGCUUGCCCUGGCUUUCUGCCUCCAUCCUUGGGCCUGAAUGCCCUCCGGAAAUACACUGACCAUGCUGUUUCCUCAGGCCUCCUUUCCUCCACCCUGGUCUGGGAAGGCGGGAGGAUACUCCUUUAUCCCCCAGACUGCACCUACCUUGGGGGACCUCUGAGGUCUCCCCACAAUGUGGACAGUAGAUACCUAGGUCUGAGUCCAAGGGCAUCAGUAAAAAGUGAGAUAAGGGACAGGGAGCCCAGUGCAGGGUAUGGGAGCCAUCUCAGAACCUCUAGGUUAGGGGUGGCUAUUCUGGCCUCCAUUGUGGUUCUAGAGAAUGAGGGUCCAGAGAGAAAGAACUGCAAGAGAGUGGAGCAGGACUGGAUAUCGGCCAGCAUGGAAGGGAGGGAUCCAGAGAGGUCUUUCCACAAGAAAACAUGAGAAACUACUACCAGGCUCCCCUGCCAGCCCACAGGGUCCAUGAAAGAGGCCCAGGUAAGCCUCACAUCCUGCAGUGUUUCAUCUCUUGGCUGGACCCCACCCUAGCCCGGGUCACAA